This is a messenger RNA of Acaulospora morrowiae, 2106 nucleotides long. Lineage: Eukaryota; Fungi; Glomeromycota; Glomeromycetes; Diversisporales; Acaulosporaceae. The record is from the annotation of a GenBank genome assembly.
AUGCUUGACGAAGAUUUAAAUAAUGGUAAAAGGCGACGAGUGGCCAGGGCUUGCGAUAGUUGCAGAAGGAAAAAAGUUCGCUGUGAUGGUGUCCAGCCCGCAUCCGAUCCACCGUCCUGUACUAAUUGCAAAAUAUAUGGACAAGAAUGUUCUUUUAUCGAUGCGCCCAAAAAAAGAGGACCACCAAAGGGUUACGUUGACGCAUUAGAAACAAGACUUCAACGAAUAGAGUCAGUCAUCAAUGGAUUAGUGCAAUCAGGAAGAUUGCACGAAAGUACGGUUCGCUCAGCCCUCUCGCAGGCUAGUGAAUCCUCUCGGGGAUUACAGAAGUCACCAUUGCCAGCACCUGAUGCACAACCUGUAUCUAAGUCGUUAUCAUCAUCUGAUGUGCAACUCACGUCUUUAGAAAAUUCACCUUAUGCCAGUAGCAGCGAAGAAGAAUUCACCAGUGAUAGCAAUGGAUCUCAAAGUGAUGUGAACGAGUAUGAUCAACUUGCAACAGAUGAAAGAGGUAAUAUGAAAUAUAUAGGAAAAAGUUCGGGUGCCUAUGUAUUUACCAAAAAGAUUGUCAGUCGCCAUAUCAUCGUUUGUGAUGAUCUCAAGCCUCCGAAAAGAUUAGCAGACAAGAGAAUUCUCUCGGAACUUCCAUCAAGAAAAUUAUGCGAUCAAAUGUUAGAUAUGUAUUGGAAAAAAUAUUCCUUUCAUCCUCCUCUCAUCGAUAAGCAGGAUUUCAUGGAAAAGUACAAUAAUAUGGACGCAAGUUAUGAUCAUAUUAUACUACUCUACGCCAUCCUCUCUACUGUUUCUAUGAUGGUCGACGAUAACGCCGAUAUUUCUUCCGCUUCAGGCAUAAAUUUUUAUAGUCGUACGUAUGAAUUGCUCAAGGAGGAAUUUGAUUAUUCAACCUUGUCCAUCAUUCAAGCAUUAUUGUUGUUGUCCUGGCAUCAUAAAGAACGGCUCAAUUCACAAACCUGGAUAUUUACUGGGUUGGCCAUUCGCCUCGCGCAAGAUAUGGGGUUACAUCGCGAAUCUUUAAAUGAAAAUUUUAACGAAAGGGAAGCAGAAGUUAGGAGACGCGUGUGGUGGACAUGCGUUACAUUCGAUAGUUUUUUAAGCAUCGCUUUAGGUCGACCACUCGCUAUUAAUGAAGAGGAUCACGACGUACGCUAUCCAGAACCCGGAAAGCUACUUAACGACCUACCAGAUUCUGUCGAAUUAUUUAUUCAAUACAUCAAAGUUAGUUUGACCAUUUCUCAAAUAUCUCGGAGAGUUUAUGGUGCAAACUCCAAGCGAACGGAAUCGACUUUGGUAAGACUGGAUGCAGAACUUAAUAAAUGGCAUGAUAACAUCCCGCCUCGGUUUCUAUACGAUCGUCAAAAAAAAGUAUCGGAAGAUGCCUCAUGCAUCAUGGCUUUGUUCAUUAAUUUGAUAUAUCACACAAUUCAAAUUAUUCUACAUCGCCCAUAUAUUCGUUGUCCAAAAUCAAGAACUCCGCCUUCAUCUAUUCCGUCGCUUACCAUAUGCACUGUGGCUGCAAGCAACAUCACCCAUAUCAUGUAUCGCGUAAUGAAAGAGAGAACCGGAACCUUUAAUUACAAGUGGAAAUUCAUGGAGUUCACUUUCUUUACUGCAGUGACAAUGCAUAUCAUAAAUGCUCUGAGUGACGAUGAAAGAUUCAGAGAAGUAGCGAAACAGGGAUUGAGGAUGAGCAUAAAAUGCGUGGAAUUUAUGAAGCCUGACGCGAAAAGGGCAGCAAGAUUUUUGCAAAUAUUGAAUAAUCUGUUGAAGAUUAAAAAUGGCAAUUUCGAUAAAAUGAACCAAAAACCAAGCACUGGUGCCAGUAAUGAUGAAAUGAAUUACGAAUUUAUAUACUCUUCCGGAUCAACGCCGUUCGUUCCAUCGAUGCAAUUCGAUGAAUCUAGCGAAUUUAACGAAUUGUUUUCUCCUCCAAAUACCAACGCAUUCAUCCCAGAGAUCUCGUCAUUAUUGUUUGAAAAUGUGAACAAUAAUUAUAAUUUAUCGAUUCCGCAUACCGUUGACUGGGCGGAAUGGUCAAAUUGGACUGAAUAUAUAAUGAAAUUGCAAGCUUCCAAGAAUAAUCAAUAA